Molecule: messenger RNA, 2588 nt
Organism: Leptopilina heterotoma
Lineage: Eukaryota; Metazoa; Arthropoda; Insecta; Hymenoptera; Figitidae
Product: homeobox protein bagpipe-like
Exons: 3
Coding region: 1407-2438 (343 amino acids)
Biological process (GO): cell differentiation; regulation of transcription by RNA polymerase II
Cellular component (GO): nucleus
Molecular function (GO): RNA polymerase II cis-regulatory region sequence-specific DNA binding; DNA-binding transcription factor activity, RNA polymerase II-specific
Source: RefSeq, a predicted model, not a curated record
CCCCGCCAAUAUACACUCCUUUCCGAUCUAGAAUCACGUUCUAUUAUCGGAUGAUAAAGUGGGGCUUUAAAAGCUACUGACAUCCAAAGUUCAUACUCUCUCUCACUCACUAUGAAUUCAGCCAGUUGACACGCUUUCCGUGCUUGAAAGCUCACACCAAGCCCACUCUUAUUGGCCAAGAGGGACAUCAACCUCCAUUCGGAUUGGUUACAGGGCGAGGCUUGCGUAUCACCGAAAGCUCACCGUUAACUACCAAAACGCCGGUUACCCCAAGAACCAGUGCUCCAAAGCUCCUCCUACCUUCCCAAUCGUCCAAGCACAUAAAGCGAGACAUCUUCUCGCUUCUUAUUUUAUAAACCCAAACACAUGACAAAGAUAGAUGCACUCUCAUGCUGAAGAGAGUGAGUGGUAUGUAGGUUAGAUAACCCUCUUUGCCAUACGAAUAAGAGAACGGAAAGAGAAUUCUUGAUGAGUUUUGAGACGAGAGGAUGUCAUCAUUGGUUGGGAGAGAAAAUUUGAUGAAAGAAGAUGUGGGGGGGGGUUUUGGGUAGAGCGCAACCACCAGAGGCAGACAGUGUCGCGAGCGUCAAACGGGAGGGAAUCGACACUUUUUCAAUGAGGGUGGACUGGGGAAGAGGGGACACACAUGAAACCCUUCGGGUCAUGUGCGUCAGAGGAAGACACUAAACUAUAACCAUAUUCUCGAAUCGGGGGCGGAGUGGCGCACUAAUUCGAAAAAUAAGUCUCAGAUGCGCGACAAGCACACUUGACCGAAGCACUUCUCAUCAGAAGGGUCCCAACUGGCAAAGAGUUGUUACAUCACAAUUAUUAACCACCUUCAAUCACAAAACCCUUUUCGUCAAUAAAUUAUCCUCAUCUUUAUUUUACAUCCUGAACAUUUUACCAUCUCAGAAUUUUACGUUUUUAAUAUUUUACCAUCCUUAAGUUUUAAGUCCUUAAUAUUUUAUCAUCUCUAAAUUUUACCAUCUCUAUAUUUUGCCCUCCAAUAUUUUACCAUCUCUAUAUUUUACCAUCUUAAUAUUUUACCUCUUUAUUAUUUUUCCAUAUCAAUAUUUUACUCUCUGAAUAUUCUACCAUCUCCAGAUUGUACCCUUUCCAUAUUUCAACAUCUCAAUAUUUUACCCUUUGAAUAUUCCGCCACCUCAAUAUUUUUCCAUCUCAGUAUUUUGCUAUAUCGUAAAAAUGGCUAAAUACCGUUAACUCUCUUGCCAAAAAUAAUUUCCCAAUCGUGUUUUUGCGCCUGUGAUACAAAACAAUUAGAACAAAUUAGCGGAAAAAAACAAACACUAUAGGAAAAAAGUGUUCGUUCGUUUCGUAAAAUAAGUGUGCGGACAAUGUUAAAGUGAGUGAAUGAAUAAAUGUUCUCCAAGGAUUAACAAACGAAAAUGGAUCAAACAGAGAAGAUGGAAAUUUCCGAUAAUGCAAAGGCUUCACAAUCAGUUCAACCGACUCCGUUUAGUAUAGCGGAUAUAUUAAGUAAGAGCACUAAUGGUCUUGCAGAAAGACGACACUCCACCUGUGAAAAUAAUCGUGAAUUUCUCAAGUCAAAUGAUGAUGGACAUGAGACAACAACGAGACAAAUUGAAUGUGCUAAUAGUGAGCAAGAUGUUCAUAUUUCACGUUUCUCAUCAUCGCGACUAUCGAGUCCUGAUCUCAAUAUGGCUAGAGAAUUAGAGAUCUUGAGGCGAAAUAUUGUUCACGCGAAUUUAACGAAUUUUGGUACACUACCUACGCAAAUUAAUCAUACGAAUUUUAAACACGUGGACACUAUGGGUAAUGUUGUACCUUAUACGGAAAGUAAGGAAGCGAGAUUUGGACAGAGGCAGCAGGAUGAGGCUCUUGAUAUGAGUAAAAGUAAAUAUCUCGAUGAUAUAGAGGAGGACAUUUACGAAUCACAAUCUCAUGGUUCGAGUCUUCAGGGACGAAAAAAGCGAAGUAGAGCUGCAUUUUCACACGCUCAAGUUUACGAGCUCGAAAGAAGAUUCGCUGCUCAAAAGUAUCUUUCCGGACCAGAAAGAGCGGAUCUAGCACGCGGUCUUAAACUCACCGAGACGCAAGUCAAAAUUUGGUUUCAAAAUCGACGAUAUAAAACCAAGAGACGACAACAGCAGGAACUUGGAACUUUGGUAAAUUCGGGAACCGCGAGACGUGUGGCUGUGAGAGUGUUGGUACAUCCGGACGAGCAUUUGAGAGGAUUACCACUUCGUGGUUCCGGACAAAUUCCGGGACAUCUCACGGGACCACAAAUUCAUCCCGCGAAUAAAGCCAUCAAUGGUUUCCCGUAUUAUUGUCUGCCCUAUCAUCCACUUUUGUGUUCGCCACUGCAUUCACCCCAAAUUCAAGUUCAAACAACAAUUCCCCUAAUGGAACACGAAUCUCGAGACACGCGAAUAUCAAAGAUAGAUAAUCAAAAGUAAAAAAAUGUUAAUAAAAGAAAAAUAAAUAAUAAAGAAAUAAGAUUCUCGAAAAUUUCCAGCAAAUCUUCUUUAUAAAUUCUUAGAUAUAAUAAAUCUCUGCGUGUAAUUUGUCAUCGUGUUUUAAAAAAAAAUCUAUGAAAAAUUGAUAAA